AUGAUCUCAAUUAAAUUGUCAUCAAACAAUCAACAAGCAACUCUAUAUGAAUAUUAUAUUGAUUGUAAUCAAUUUUUCAAAUUUCUGGAAAUCUCAAUGAUCCGUUUAAAGUUAUUCCAAUUGAUUGGAUUAGCUGGUCUAAUCUCGCAAAUUUAUAAAUUGCUGGUUAACCUGAUUGUCCUCUACAAGGAAACAAUUGCCACAGAAAAUUCAUUUUUCAAUGAACACAACAAUCGAGCGCUUUUCAAUACAUUCACGACGAUUGAUCAAAUUUUCAUCUUCCACGACUGGAUUACCUUUAAUCCGUUCACAUUUUGCAAUCAAUUUGAUUCACUUUGGAAAUUGUUACCUUUCUCAAUCCGCUGUCGAACGAUAAUAGAAACAAAAUUAUCUUCGUGUAGAACUAAAUUUAUCAUAAUUAGUUUAGCUAAUUUGAUUCUCUGUUAUGCUUUUCUCUUCCAUGAUCCACUAAUUGGUUAUAAAAAAGUUGAUCAUUUAACUUAUAUCAUGAAAGUGAUCAGCAUUCUGGGUUAUGGUUAUUCAUGUUUAAUUGUUUUCCAUCUCAUGGUUACCGGAAUUUUCCUUCAUUCGAGUUUGAUCUGUUUAUCAAAUGUAUUGGAUUCUCUUGUUUAUAAGUCAAAGGUAACUAGGGGACGAAGAAUUGACCUGGAAAAUGGUCAACACGGACUUGGAACGAAAACAAUUUUGUUCUAUCGAAAUGUUUACCAACAAUUAGGCCAAUUGGUUGAAAUAACCGAUUCAUCUCAUCGGCUUUUCAUUGGAACCUUUUACCUUUCCUGUGUACCAAAGUUCGUCACCAUUGUCUAUGAUAUCGCCUUCACGGAGGCCACUUUCAAGACAUUCCAUAUAACCGAAGCUUGUGUUAAUCUAAUUCGUUUGUUUAUAAUCACCGAUAGUAUCGCUCGAAUACCAAGUUUCACCAGCUCAUUUUGGAAGACAAUUUAUCGAUUAACUAUUGUUUCACCAAACAAUUCGGCCAUGAUUGAGGCUAAUCUUUUCCUCGAAAGGAUCAGAAAUCAUUCCCAUGGAAUUAAGAUCUUCAACAAAAAGUUAAUCACUCCAGCGAUUGUACCAACCAUGAUCACGGCGAUUAUCACUUAUUUCAUAGCGAUAAGUUCAAUUAAUCGAGGCCAAUUUGUGCCCGAUAACGACAAUGAUUUCGGUGAUGAUGAUUGA
Messenger RNA from Panonychus citri (citrus red mite), 1197 nucleotides. RefSeq lists its product as uncharacterized. The transcript is spliced from 2 exons. The record is from RefSeq and is a predicted model, not a curated record. NCBI's taxonomy places the organism in Eukaryota, Metazoa, Arthropoda, Arachnida, Trombidiformes, Tetranychidae. Bases 1 to 1197 code for a protein of 398 amino acids.